ACUUACCCUUCAUAAAAAAAAUAAAAAAUAAAAGAAGAGAAAAUAAAAAUAAAAGAAAUGGGGAAAGGAAAAGAAAAAGUUCUGUAAACUGUCAGUGGGUGGGAAGUGGGUGGUGUGUCUGCUCUAAGCUACACUCCACGAAAAGUCUCCACAAAAAGUCUCCACAAAAAAUAUCAAACACAACAGCAUUUCAAAUUACUGUUUUUAUGUUUCAUCAUAAAGAUUAAGUUUAAUCCAAAAGCACAAUGAUAAUUGAAAAAUUAAUUCACAAAAGUCUAAAAAUAGUUUAUUACGAAUAUGGGGAAUUAUAAUCUCUAAUUUCUCUCUCUGUAGUACAAAAGGAAAGCAGAAAGGAGACACGUGUAGAAAGUUUUAUUUUUCCUUUUCUUUUUUUUGCAUUCCUUUUUGCACUCCCUUUUCGGCGAGGCAGACAGGAUGUGUGUGGGGUGGGGUGGGGUGGGGGAGAGUAGGCAGAGAGAGAGAGAGAGACUCAGGCUCAUCGCUCACUCUGUCAAUGCAGCAAAAGUCCUUGAAGCAACAGAGAACGGAAAGUGGGUGGCAGAGUAGCAGACAUCCUUAAAUUGCUUUCGUCGCCGCCAACGCAAAAGGUCUUAUGUAACUGCGCCUAUUCCGAUUUAUUCCCUUUUACAGCUCCCAUGUCCUUUUUUCUCCAUUUUCUUUUUUUUUGGCCAGUGUUAUGCAAUGUUUGUUGAAUGCACAGCACGUCCUUUCACGCACACAUCGCUCGCUAUCUCUCUCUCUCUCUCUGUAUGAAGGAAUGUCUGGCAUUUUUUAUACGUCUUUAUUAUAAUGGCCAAGACAAAUUCAAUUUCUCCAUCAGUUUCUCCCACUCUCUUUGAAUUUAAAUGGCUUCAAUUUCUUUUAUUUUUUGUAUUCAAGCAUUUGCUUAUUGAAUCAGCUCCUUGGAUUCCCGCCUAAUGACUCGGGGCGUCUCUUUAACCAAAAUCCUUAUGGCUUUUGGAGAAACACACACACACACACGUGGUGGUGUGGCUCUUCAUUGCCAAAGUUGGUAGUAAGAAGGCGGCUUUUCAGAUUGUGGUUUUAAGAUUUUCUAUGACAGCCCGUGGUUUUCGGAGGGGGGCGGAGUGAGGAGUGCCCCCCGUGACGCCCAUUACAAAAGAUUAAAGUCGGCAACUUUGACAAAUUGUUACUCGCUUUGCUGACAUCUUCCAGUGCGCAGUUGCUCAUUUUUCUCCACAUCUAGAAUGUUGUUUUAUUUCUCAAUUUUUUUUUGUUUUGUUUUUUUCGUCGUGUUUAAUUUGCCCACGCCGAAUCAACAUUAUGAAUGAAACACAUCAGGCACAGUGAAGACUCUAAAAAUAAGACACAUUCUUAUUAAUUAAGGGGUUACUGCGUAUCAGACUUAAAAAUAAAGAGCUUCAAAAAAGUGUUUUUUUAGGAAUUAAGAGCCUAGAAUUAAAACACAUUAUUUUCUAAUAAAUGGUAUAAAUUUUUAAAAUAUCGGUUUUCGGUUAUCGUCAUUAAAUUCGAAAAAAUGGGUUUGAAAAAAAAAAUUUUGCAAAAUAUAUUUAAUAUUAUAUUUUAGGACUAUUUUAGUCCAUAGGCUCCAUUUAAAAUGCUAGAACUUCAUAGUAAUUAGACACAUUUUCAGAUACUAUUUUAAAAAUGUUAUAUAUUUAGAAGAUGGAAUUUAAAAAAUAUAAUUUUUAGACUCACUCUACCUAACUCCUUACAAUUGAAGUCUCUAAAAAACGUAAAAUUUUAUAAAAGAAUAAUGAAUGAAAUAGUCUCCUUUAUAAGAUCGAGGUAAAACAAAAAUUUGAUUCCUAAAUCGAAUCCCCACUGUACCAAGAACAUAAUAAAUGAAUGUUGUUUUUUUUUAUUCAUCAGUGUUGAGGCACUCUGCCUACCUCUUGCUCCCUCCUGGCUUGGCAGCCCCCCCCACCGCACCUUGUUGGCGAAAAAAGCCAUUUAGAAGCCCAAGACGGAGGAUGGAGGAUGGAAAUAUGGCGGGGUAGAAGUGCGUGGGCGGUGCUGCUGGGCGGGAAAUGCGAAACACAAUUGCCGCUAAUAACCCAAGGCGUUUAGCGGCAGCAGCAAGACGACGCGUCGACGUCGACGACGACGUUGUGUUUUAAUCGAAUUUUAUUUGCCGCCGUUAGCCAAUGAAUAAUUCAAAUUGAUUAUUAAAAUGUGCGCUCGCAUGAGUGUUUUGAGAGUGUGCGAAUUUCAGCACACACACACACACACACACACUGGCGCUCAACUCACGACUCUUGUAGGCGUUAACGUUAACGGUAGGACGUGUGUGAGAGCGGAGCUUUCAUUAAAACCGUUAUCUAUGCCAGACGCACGCACCAGACGCAGACGUGCAUAAAUUAAUUACAAUUACACGCACACAUUCAGCCAUCUGUUCCUGUUUCGGAAUUUCAAAUAGUUUUUUUGGACAAUCAUAAUUUUGGGGGCACCAGAACAGACAAGUGUUAGUUGAAUAGGAUAACAGCGAUUAGAGGUCCUCUUCCGAUAGUUUUGGGCUUUCCACAAUUAACUCAUUCCCAUAUAUCGUAUAGAUAUCGUAUAUGUUCCAUUCCAAUUGAAAAAUUCCCAUUCCUAAUUGGAAACUUUUUUGGAGAAAGGCCUAAGCACACUCCAAAAGUCUGAGACUUUUGAGGAUACGGCAAGGCCAAAAGCAAAGAACAACGGUUUAACCUCAAUAUUAUUUUCUUUUAUUAUUUUAAAGGACAUCUAAUUAUGAUUUUGUGCUUUCCACAAUUAACUCCUUCCUAUUACGAUAUAUAGAUGUCGUAUAUAUUCAAAAAAUAUGGAAAAAUGCCCAUUCCUAAUUGGAAACUUUUUUGGAGAAAGGCCUAAGCACACUCCGAAAGUCGAACACUUUCGAGGAUACGGCAAGGCCAAAAGCAAACAAAAAUUGGGGAAGAACCAGAACAAGGGUUGCCCUCAAUAUUAUGUCACUUUAUUCACAAAAAAUAACCAAAAACAAAAACAAACAACAGAUGCAGAGCAGUGGGAAAAAGUAUGUUAACUUAUGGCUGGGCUUAGCCCAACAAAAACAAAAACAAAAGCGGCAGACAUUUCUCUUACGUCAGAGUCUGCCAGACACACACAUCGAAACAGGAAAAUGAGGUUAUUGCCAAUCCCGUCUGCAAUGCUCGAGUAAACAUUUUAACCUAAUUUUUUGCCAUUGGAGAGCGGAGAAAGAGAGGGGGGCCUGGGGUGUGCGUUUGCAGGGGAGACUGCUCCGGCAUAAAGAGACGCCCCAGACACUGUGAUGUGAUAUUUUUUGGUGCUCAGAUUACCAAAAAAUAUUAUCACAACAAAAAAGAGGAUGACUGGCUUAAAUCGAAACAUCUGCUUUAAAAUAGUAUUUAACACAAAUAUCUACGGCGUGGGUCAUCUUAAAAAUUCAUGAGAUUGUGUUUACAAAAUUGCACUUGCAUGUUUCUAUAAUUUACAAAGUCCGCCGAUGUCGCCAAAAAUACAUUCUUGAUUCUCAUCCGUGCUCUAUUAGUUGCUGUUGUUGUUGGCGCGCAGAUUUGUCAUUUCUUUCAUGCUCGCUUGCACACAUCAAUCGCCAGGUGGGGUGUGGGGUUUGGGGGCAGGUGGCAUGAAACCAUGGGGCAAAUGAGGGAAACUAUAUAGCUAGCGUGGUAUGUGGAACAUAAAUGUUUCUAUACUGUGCAUAAAUUGCCUAGAAAUAUUUAAAUAAAAAAAACUAUUGAUUUUAUGGUCAGAUUUAUGGGAAUCUUUAUAAAGCUCGCGCCAUUUUCCAACCCUGGUUGAGAGCUUACAAAGAUGCUGGUCACAUUUGAAGAUAAUUGAAUAUUUAAAUUUAAAUUUAAAUUUAAAUUUCCUAUAAAACAAUAAUAUAUCUUCACUAUUUCAAUUAAAAUCAGAUGUUAAUAAAUUAUUUACACUCUUGGCUCUCAAUUAUAUUCAUAAUUUGUUGAUGAAAUAAAGAAAGAUAUUAAAUAAUAUCCCUUUCGUUAAAUUUGUGACGUCACAAACUUAACGAAAGUGGUGACAGGGCUACCUUCUUCUCCCAAUCUCUUCUUCUGCCUCUUUUACGAUUCGAAUUCCUCUGGAAAAUUGUUCAGAAUUUUUGACAUCCGAAUUAGAGUAGAAAAUCAACAAAAGUUAAUUUAAGUAACUAACCGGCACAAUGCACGGAAGUAAGAAUAGCAAACAAAACAAAUCAGCAAAGAAGCCCGUGAAGCUGAGCCUCGCCAGUUUCCACAAUCUGUUUGAAACUAAAACACCUGGAAACAAAAGGGAAAAUUCCUACAAAGGCAAAAUGAAUUCCCAAAAACGUGAAAAUGUGCCGAUAUGGGACUCGCCUGGCUCGCCAAUAAAGGGCAGUUGUGGCAGUGACGCCUUUCUGAAUCAAGUAUUAACUGCCCCAGCAGUAGUGCCCCCAAAAGUUCUGGCCGAAUCUUCCAAUCUACCCAAGGAACCAGUGAAAAAGGCGGAUGCCAAAGAUAACCCCGAGCCCAAGAUAAUCCUGCUAAGAAGGCCCACUUCGGUUCCCUUAAGAGAUCGCCCCAAAACGAAGGUGCGUCCGUGUCCUCGGAUUCCCACUCCUACACGUACGAUGGCCAAGGAACUGGAGCAAGUGGAUCUCAUGACAUCGGCGGACUUUCGGCACGACUACUCCGCCCACUUGGAGAACAUGCGAACCCGGCAACAGAACCAGCAGCACAUGCACUUCUUUUCCUCCGCCUUCCAGCAGAACCGGCAUCUUUUCAAGGGACGCGUCAUCCUGGUGAUUUGUUGUGGAACUGGGACUCUGGCCCUUAUGGCCGCCAGAGCCGGCGCCAAGAGGGUGUACGCCGUGGACUAUUCCAAGGUCACCUGCUACGCCGAGCUGGUGGUGAAGGAGAAUCACUGCGAGGACGUAAUCAAGGUUCUGAAUGGUCGCAUGGCGGACCUGAUGCUCCCAGAGAAGGUGGAUGGCAUCGUUUGCAAUUGGAUGGGUCACUGUUUGCUCUACGAAUCCGAGGUCCUGGAGGUGAUAGCCGCUCGCGAUCGCUGGCUGAAGAGAGGAGGCUUCAUUCUACCGGAUAGGGGUUCGCUUUUCAUUCUGGGCUCCGAGGAGAAUCUGCUGAAGAACGAUCGCUGCAACUGGUGGUUGAGCGUCUACGGUUUCAAUAUGAAGGCCAUGCGUCGGUAUGCUCUGGCCGAGCCCCGCUACGCGAAAACCUCUGGCCAGAAGAUCCUUACCUUGGCACAUCGCGUCCUAGAACUGGAUCUGAUGACGGCCAAUAAGGAGGACAUCUUCGUGGAUCGAAAAAUCCGGUUGAAGGUCAACCGAGAGGGGUAUCUGGAGUGCUUCCUGCUCUACUUCGACGUGGAGUUUAGCUUCUCGCACACUCCCCUUCGGAUGAGCUGCAAUCCUUGUCUGAAAUCGACCCAUAAGUUCCUCUGGCAACAGACCGUCCUCUUUGUCGAGCAUCCCUUCGUGAUGCGGAGCAAUCUCCACUACGCGGGUUACCUCAAGUUUUCGCCCCUCAAACCCGAUUCUUUUAAGGAAAUGGAAGUCCGAAUCGAUUUCUUUCAAUGCAAUAGAUAUGAUGAGGACUUGGCCAGUGACUACUGUCUCAAGUUGGUGGCCAAGAAGUGGUUGAUGUUGGAGCACUUCCAGACAGUGAGCGAGGUGGACGGCUGUCAGGAAGAGACACCUGGCGUGGAGAACUUUUAG
Molecule: messenger RNA, 5701 nt
Organism: Drosophila ananassae
Lineage: Eukaryota; Metazoa; Arthropoda; Insecta; Diptera; Drosophilidae
Product: protein arginine N-methyltransferase 1
Exons: 1
Coding region: 4166-5701 (511 amino acids)
Biological process (GO): peptidyl-arginine methylation
Molecular function (GO): protein-arginine N-methyltransferase activity
Source: RefSeq, a predicted model, not a curated record